AUGCCUACCAUUGUUUUAAGCUUAGCUAUCUAUCUAUCUGUUCAUAUCUAUCUAUUUAUCCAUCUCUCUCAGUCUGUUCAUAUCUAUCUCAGUCUGUUCAUAUCUAUCUAUCCAUCUAUCUCAGUCUAUUCACAUCUAUCUAUCUAUCUAUCCAUCUCACUCUGUUCACACCCAUCUCAAUCUAACUCAGUCUGUUCACAUCUAUCUAUCUAUCUGUCUAUCCACCUGAGUCUGUUCACAUCUAUCUAUCUAUCUGUCUAUCCACCUGAGUCUGUUCACAUCUAUCUAUCCAUCUUUUUCAGUCUGUUCACAUCUAUGUCAAUCUGUUCACAUCUAUCUAUCCAUCUAAGUCUUUUCACAUCUACCUAUCCAUCUAAGUCUGUUUACAUCUAUCUAUCUAUGUCAGUCUGUUCACAUCUAUCUAUCCAUCUAUCUAAGUCUGUUUACAUCUAUCUAUCCAUCUGUUCACAUCUAUCUAUCUAUCUAUCUAUCUAUCUAUCUAUCUAUCUAUCUAUCUAUCUAUCUAUCCACCUCAGUCUGUUCAUAUCUAUCUAUCUAUCCACCUCAGUCUGUUCAUAUCUAUCUAUCCAUCCACCUCAGUCUGUUCAUAUCUAUCUAUCCAUCCACCUCAGUCUGUUCAUAUCUAUCUAUCCAUCCACCUCAGUCUGUUCACAUCUAUCUAUCCAUCCACCUCAGUCUGUUCACAUCUAUCUAUCCAUCUAUUUCAGUCUGUUCACAUAUAUCACUUUGUUCAUUAUCUAUCUAUCUAUCUAUCUAUCUAUCUAUCACCGACUUUUACUUUUGAUGAACUCAUUAAAACUCUAUCUAAAACACAGACCCUAG
This is a messenger RNA of Acanthosepion pharaonis, 843 nucleotides long. Lineage: Eukaryota; Metazoa; Mollusca; Cephalopoda; Sepiida; Sepiidae. The record is from the annotation of a GenBank genome assembly.